Exophiala dermatitidis NIH/UT8656 is the source of this 567-nucleotide messenger RNA. RefSeq lists its product as uncharacterized. Bases 1 to 567 code for a protein of 188 amino acids. Gene Ontology annotation, biological process: rRNA processing. Gene Ontology annotation, molecular function: rRNA binding; structural constituent of ribosome; snoRNA binding. The transcript has a single exon. The record is from RefSeq and is a predicted model, not a curated record. Lineage: Eukaryota; Fungi; Ascomycota; Eurotiomycetes; Chaetothyriales; Herpotrichiellaceae. Gene Ontology annotation, cellular component: Mpp10 complex; small-subunit processome; small ribosomal subunit.
AUGGUCCGCAAACUCAAGCACCACGAGUCCCGCCUCCUGCGCAAAGUCGACCUAAUCAGCUACAAAUCCGACGGCGACUCACACCGCGAAGCCGCCGUCCGCCGUCGCUACCACCUCACCCACCCGCUCGACUACAGCAAAUACAACGCCAUCUGCGGGCGGCUGCGCCAGCUGGCUCACAUGCUGUCGAACUUGGACCCGACGGACCCGUACCGAGUGGAAAUGGAAACCGUCAUGCUGGAAAAGUUAUACCAAAUCGGCAUACUGAAACAAAAUCGAGGUCAGGGUGCCGGACUGAGUAGUGUCGAGAAGGACGUGACCGUGUCGGCUUUCUGCAGACGGCGACUGGGCGUGUUGAUGGUGCGCAUUGGCAUGGUCGAGCACAUCAGUACGGCUCACAAGUUUGUGGAACAGGGCCAUGUCCGCGUGGGCACCGAGGUGGUGACGGAUCCGGCGUUUCUCAUUUCGCGUGGGAUGGAGGACUUUGUCACUUGGGUCGACGGGAGUAAAGUCAAGAGACAGGUUUUGCAGUACCGUGAGAAACUGGACGAUUUCGAUUUGUUGUAA